Messenger RNA from Linepithema humile (Argentine ant), 2090 nucleotides. Lineage: Eukaryota; Metazoa; Arthropoda; Insecta; Hymenoptera; Formicidae. The record is from RefSeq and is a predicted model, not a curated record.
AUGAAAGUGACCGGGCUUCUAGAUGAGUCGGGGAUGUACCAAGACUCUGGGACGCUGGGUCACGUUCAAGCUGAAUGGACCUGGAGACUCAUUCAUAAUCGAUACACUUGCGUGAUUCCAACCUGGCCAACGAACUACAACUUCGCUGCUGCGCAUCGAUCGUCUGGAAACGGAUUCGGCAGAUUACCCGAGCCGCUUCAGACAGUCGCAGGGGAAUAUUGUCCCGGCAAUUAUGCAGUGUCUCAGACGACGAACAAUGAAAAGCUGCACACCGGAAACGAAUUGUAUAUGCCGCAAGGCUACAGACAAGAAACUUGGUUGCAAGAUGGCAGCAGCUCCGAAACCGAAGACAGCGAACAAUACGUGCCCGAGUUUCAUCAAAUGUCAAGUACGAGUGUCAAGCAAGAGUCGAGCAAUUGCACGAGAAGUAGCGACAAUGGCAAUUAUCAUCCCCAGUAUCAAUCCUCCGUCGCGCACAGUCAAAAUGGUGAUUUCCUCGAACUCAGCACAGAUCGUUGCUUCGGGAAUCGAAAGAUAAAUGCGCCAGCUAAUAAAAAUACGAAGGACGUCGCCGUGAAAGAGGAACCGGCCGAUCGAAGCUACGUGGAACCGCUUCCGAUAACGAGCAUAUCAUCCGCAACGUCACAAGACGCGCAGAACGCAAGCAGCUUAAUUUAUCAGCAACAUCAACAGUAUGGAAAUGUGACGAGGGAUCAUCCUAGGGGAUCGUCACCAUCGUCCAGUCGUCCGGCUAGCGCUUCCUCCUCAACUUCUCAAUGGCAAUCGACCUUCCCGUCCGAGACCUUCCUGCCGCGACAGGAAAAUUGGAAUGCCGAGACUUAUGCGAAACGAAGCGUCACGCCGACCUGGACGGAACUCGGCACGCAGCUAGAUCCCAGAAAUUCGUCCUGGGAUCGGCAGAAUUGUUACCAGAAGAAGGGCUCGCCGAUCCCAGCCUGGAAUUCGGAUCAUAUCAACAAGAGGCCGUCGUCGACAACCGGCGUGUCCGCCUGGAGUGACGUGGCUGUCGGCUAUCUACAACAACGACGCGGUUCUCUGCAACUGUGGCAGUUCCUUGUAGCCUUGCUCGACGAUCCCGCGAACGCACCUUGCAUCGCAUGGACGGGUCGCGGGAUGGAAUUCAAGCUAAUUGAGCCAGAAGAGGUGGCUCGGCGAUGGGGCGUCCAGAAAAACAGACCGGCUAUGAAUUACGAUAAAUUAAGUCGUUCGCUGAGAUACUACUACGAGAAAGGCAUAAUGCAAAAGGUUGCCGGUGAGCGAUACGUGUAUAAGUUCGUCUGCGAUCCGGAAGCGCUCUUCAAUAUGGCGUACGGUACCGGCGCGUCCUCCGGGAUUAGCGGAGAAGUUCCAAGUAGUAUGGUACGAAGUCACGCGGUGCCCGGGAAAGGAGCGGGCGGGAAUGAAGUUCCAGAUUUGAUGAAGCAUCCCGCCGCGGGAUAUAGCGACGCGGUUUUCGCUAUGUACUCGAACACCGCCGCAGUGUACGGGCCAUCCAGCUUCCAUCACCUGCAUCAGUAUCUCGGCGGAAACGAAGGCUUCAAAACACCACCGAGUAGAUAUCAUCCACAUUACUCUCAUCAGUAUGCUGGCAAUCAUCAUCAUCACCACCAUCCAUCCCCGAGUUACGCAGAGACCUUCCUGAACUACAGUCGACUGUCGUCGCACGAGCCCGCUCUCGAUUCGAAAGCGCAGGAGCCACCGCCGAGGGACUCGUAUGCCCAGGAAACGGAGAGUACCAAUAGAGAUCGGGAGACCUCGAUACCCUACGAGAACGUGCAGAGAUCGCAAUUGCCGGCCACAACAGCGUCCGAGCAAUCAUCAAUACUGGACAGCGCGGCGAGCUCGAAAAUCGAGCAGGCGCCCUACACGUGUCUAGGUGUUGGAAGCUGCGUUUGUUAAAUAAAUGUGAUGGAAUCCUGUUAUUUGCAUAUUAUUCUAGAAGAAAGGUCUCCCGUCGAUUAUGCUCCGAAUCGUCUGGAUUUGUAUACGGUACAUCUGUAAAUAGCAUUUAUUUUUGUGCGCACCGAAUUAUCAUUGAUAGACUAAUAAAGUUGUUUAGUGCGAAUUUC